Ipomoea nil (Japanese morning glory) is the source of this 549-nucleotide messenger RNA. RefSeq lists its product as uncharacterized. The transcript has a single exon. The coding region runs from base 1 to 549 and encodes 182 amino acids. Lineage: Eukaryota; Viridiplantae; Streptophyta; Magnoliopsida; Solanales; Convolvulaceae. The record is from RefSeq and is a predicted model, not a curated record.
AUGAAAGCGGCUCAAGAUCGUCAAAAGUCCUACGCUGAUUUGGCUAGAAGGCAAGUGGAGUUUUCGGUUGGAGAUAUGGUUUGGUUGAAAGUAUCUCCCACCCGGGGAGUGAUGCGGUUUGGAAGAAAAGGGAUGUUGAGCCCCAGGUUUAUCGGUCCGUAUGAAAUCCUUGAGAGAAUUGGGAGUUUGGCUUACCGAUUGGCGCUACCUAUAGAGGUGGAGAGAGUGCACAACGUGUUCCACGCAUCCCAGCUUAAAAGAUAUAUUCACGACCCGACGCAUGUUUUACCACCGGAGGUGAUACCGUUAGACGAGGACUUGACCUACGAAGAGAGGCCGCUCAAGAUUCUGGAUUUCAAGACUCGGGACACGCGUAGGAAGUCCGUAAAGAUGGUGAAAGUUUGGUGGACGCAUCACGGUGUAGAGGAAGCGACUUGGGAGCUGGAGUCAACCAUGAGGGAGUGUUAUCCAGAGUUGCUCUCGUCAGGUACCUCGUUUUUGCCGCUGUUAGUUGUUUGUUGCUUGCCUUGUGUGCUUGUUCUUGCUUGA